CACACCCAGCAAGAAUAGAAAGUCAUUUCAUCUUCAUCAGCUGAAAACAAAGGAACAAAAAUGUUUGGAAAACUGAUGUUGUUCCUUCUAGUGACGUCACUUUGUAGCUUCUCAAUAGCCACAGGUCAAGAUAAAGACUGCAAGUCUCAACCUGAUACAGGACCUUGUAAAGCUUAUAUCCCCAGUUAUUACUACGACCCAGACAGCUGCCAGUGUAAGAGAUUUAUUUAUGGAGGUUGUGGCGGUAAUGGAAACCGAUAUAAAACUGAAGCAGACUGCUUGGCUGCUUGUUCAGGUCAGGAUAAAGACUGCAUCUCUCAACCUGAUACAGGACCUUGUACAGCUUAUAUCCCCAGUUAUUACUACGACCCAGACAGCUACCAGUGUAAGAGAUUUAUUUAUGGAGGUUGUGGCGGGAAUGGAAACCGAUAUAACACGGUAGCAGACUGCUUGGCUGCUUGUUCAGGUUGGGACUGCACAUCUCCACCUGACCCAGGACAUUGUUAUGGUUAUUUCCCCAGGUAUUACUACAAUCCAAAGACCCGUCAAUGUAAGACAUUUGUUUACGGGGGUUGUGGAGGGAAUGGAAACCAAUAUAACACAGAAUCACAUUGCUUGGCUGCUUGUUCAGAAGGAAUGAGAUUAGAUCACCUGUGGAUAUAG
This is a messenger RNA of Limulus polyphemus (Atlantic horseshoe crab), 663 nucleotides long. RefSeq names its product kunitz-type serine protease inhibitor A-like. The transcript is spliced from 5 exons. Bases 61 to 663 code for a protein of 200 amino acids. NCBI's taxonomy places the organism in Eukaryota, Metazoa, Arthropoda, Merostomata, Xiphosura, Limulidae. The record is from RefSeq and is a predicted model, not a curated record. Gene Ontology annotation, molecular function: serine-type endopeptidase inhibitor activity. Gene Ontology annotation, biological process: negative regulation of peptidase activity. Gene Ontology annotation, cellular component: extracellular region.